This is a messenger RNA of Pyrenophora tritici-repentis Pt-1C-BFP, 501 nucleotides long. The record is from RefSeq and is a predicted model, not a curated record. NCBI's taxonomy places the organism in Eukaryota, Fungi, Ascomycota, Dothideomycetes, Pleosporales, Pleosporaceae.
AUGGCAAACACACAAUCCUCCGAACCAAUUGCUCAAGAUCAGGCUUGGGAUGAAAUUUUCAACUUUGACCCAACGACAAGCCCGUUCUUACCUCAUCUCACGACCGAACAUAAUGAUUUCGAUGUCAACUUGGAUAUCUUCUCUGAACAACCUCUAUUCCUCCCUACAAACUAUCUCCCACAGCCAAAUUACUAUCUCGAACCAACGAUACCGCAAGAUCAGUUCGAUGAUGCGCUACCCACAACUGCUGUCUACCAUAAUCUGAGCGGUGUUACACAGGAGGCUACUUUUGAUGUAAUUCGCAAAGAUCUUGACAAGGUCUUGAUUUCUAUUUGGCAGCUGCAGAAUGAUUAUCAGAUGAGAAUCGAAAAGCUCGACCAAAAGGUCGCACAAGCAGCAAACGCAGCCCAGAGCCUACGUAAAGAUGUGGAUGCUAUCAGUGGUUGGGUACAACAAGUGAUCGCCUUUUUGAACGAUACAAGCGCCCCGUCCGAGCAGUGA